AUGAUUGCAAACAUGAAUGUCGUGUUGGGUUUGGUGCUGGUGGCUUCCGCCUUCGCGGCUGUUUCUAACGUCAAUCAGUGCGAAUCUGGAAUCGAGCAAUGUACCCCGGUGUACUACAAUUUUCUGUCGGAUUCCGGCAAAACGGUGGAGAACGAUUUGAAGCAGUACACCAGCCAGCUGGUGCACAAAUCGUUCAAUUUCCUGAUCAUGUCGUCGGCAUUCAACAAGCACGAUCUGGAUCGGCCCGGGUUCGAGAAGUUGUACCGUAAGAUCAGUGACAAGGCAUGGGAGGACGCUAUGGAACUGAUCAAGUACCAGAGUCGCCGCGGUGGAUUCGGACACCUGGUGAAACCGACCAACCACGAGACAAAUUACACCAAGCUUGUGGAUGUGGACGAGCUUAGCUCCCUGCAGUUCGCGCUGGACUACGAGAAGACGAUGGCCAAUGAAAUCUUUGACAUACAUCGCAAGGUUUCCCACGCUCACUCAGUGUCCGGUUCCAAUGGUGCCAAUCAUGUUGCCCAUUACGAUCCGGAUACUGCCCACUAUUUGGACGAGAAGAUUAUCGAGUACCAGUCGGGCGUUAUACGUGAUCUGGCCGGCUAUAUCCACAACCUGAAGCACAUCACUUCCAAGAAAGACCCUAAGCCCAGCGCCAGCGAUUUGGGCAUCCAUAUUUUCGACGAGUACCUGGCCAAGGCUUUAUAA
This is a messenger RNA of Anopheles marshallii, 708 nucleotides long. RefSeq names its product soma ferritin (gene Fer2LCH). Gene Ontology annotation, cellular component: cytoplasm. The record is from RefSeq and is a predicted model, not a curated record. The transcript is spliced from 2 exons. Gene Ontology annotation, molecular function: ferric iron binding; ferrous iron binding. Gene Ontology annotation, biological process: intracellular iron ion homeostasis; iron ion transport. NCBI's taxonomy places the organism in Eukaryota, Metazoa, Arthropoda, Insecta, Diptera, Culicidae. The coding region runs from base 1 to 708 and encodes 235 amino acids.